UAAAAAAAAAUGGCGACUGCUUACUGAUUUGUUCACGAAAGACCAGAUUUUCAUUGAUCUCGAGAAGAUGAAUCCCCUUCGUGCAGUAUGCUCAACUUCACCGACAUUUGUGAAAUCAUUGCUGCUCAUUCCAAAUCAUGUAAAGAGUAAUCCUCUUCGUACAUUUAGUUCUACAAUAACAGCCUUGGUGAGGUCUCCGCUACUCAUUCAGAACCGUUCAAGACAAGUUUGUAAAAUGGAGACACCUAAACGAGACUUGUCGAGAUUAUUGAAGGGAUUCCUACAGCCCAAAGAUUCGUUACUUCAAGGGACUCCGUCUGUAACUGUAGAACAACCAGUGUGUGGUAUGGCUUCGCUUAUGCAAAUGCAUCGGAACGGCCCGCCUAAAAAGAAGAUGAAAGGGCUUAGGCACCCUCUUGAAGGAAAUCCUCAACUCAAAGGAGUAGUAUUAAAAACACUUAUAAAAAAGCCAAAGAAACCGAACUCUGCUAACAGGAAAUGUGUGCGUGUGAAGCUCAGUAACGGAAAGGAAGUAACUGCUUAUAUUCCUGGUGAAGGACAUAACUUACAGGAGCAUAACAUUGUGUUAGUCCGAGGUGGUCGCAUGCAGGACCUGCCCGGAGUAAAACUUAAAUGUGUACGCGGGAAAUAUGAUCUUGCUCAUGUAAGAAAGGACAAGUAAGAAAGAUUGUGUUAGGAACAUUUUUAUAUGAGGAUUUGCCUUGAUAUCACUUGGAAAGAUUCUUUAGUUGUGUGUGCAAGAGAAGUGCCCAGCCUCCGUCAGGUUCAGAAUCCACUGCAAACUUGGUUUUGUCAGACUUUAUGUGAAUUGAUUUGAAAUAAAUUGUAAAAAUGA
Lineus longissimus is the source of this 856-nucleotide messenger RNA. Its product is annotated as small ribosomal subunit protein uS12m-like. The transcript has 4 exons. Gene Ontology annotation, cellular component: ribosome; small ribosomal subunit. Lineage: Eukaryota; Metazoa; Nemertea; Pilidiophora; Heteronemertea; Lineidae. Gene Ontology annotation, biological process: translation. Gene Ontology annotation, molecular function: structural constituent of ribosome. The coding region runs from base 68 to 682 and encodes 204 amino acids. The record is from RefSeq and is a predicted model, not a curated record.